Molecule: messenger RNA, 1686 nt
Organism: Heterobilharzia americana
Lineage: Eukaryota; Metazoa; Platyhelminthes; Trematoda; Strigeidida; Schistosomatidae
Source: the annotation of a GenBank genome assembly
AUGAUUGCGGCUAUAUCACCAGCUGAUAUUAACUAUGAAGAAACAUUGUCGACAUUACGCUAUGCUGAUAGAGCAAAGCAAAUUAAAAAUAAGGCGUUAAUAAACGAAGACCCCAUGGAAUCAUUAAUUCGCCAAUUGAAAGUAGAGAAUGAGAAACUGAAGAAAGCACUGAACUCUACAGAACUACCUUCAUCAGUUGUUGUGAAAGACCUUACACCUCAGCAGAUAGAAAAUCUUAAACAACAAAUGAGAAGAGAAAUGAUGGAACAGAUGGAAGCGAAUUUAGCUGCAAUUGAAGCUCAAAAUCAAACCGUAUUCGAGGAGAAACUACAACAAGCUCGAAAGGAGAUAGUUCAACAGUCGAUGAUAGCUGAGAAAAAGGCAGGUGACUCACGUAAUGCCUUGAAACAAAAACCGUAUCUAUCAAACCUGAAUGAAGAUCCACAACUGUCUGGAGUUAUUAUACAUAUUCUAUCUCAUAAACGGACUGGAAUAGGACGGGAACCACCGAGUCCAAAUGAAACACAGCCAAGUGAUAAUUCAUCGAAAAUUCAUUGGAUUCAAAUGAAAGGUUUAUGUAUGCUGGAUGAACAUGCACUCAUAAUAAGGCAUGGUAGAACUGGUUCAGAGGUCGAAUUACGCACGUUGCCUAGUGCUAGUAGGAUGACAAAAGUGAACGGAAUUCCUAUAAAGAAAUCUGUUACACUUCAGCAUAAAGAUCGUAUACUAUUCGGUUCACAUCAGUUAUAUAUAUUUUACAAUCCACUGUCGAAGGAAUUCGCAGAUGAACUGAAAUCUGGUGGUGAAAUGGAAACGAUUGACUGGGAAUUCGCACAGCGUGAAUUAGCACAAGCUACAGGUUUUGAACAGCUUGGAAAUAAACCUAAAAAGAAAGAGGAUGCAAUACUACAGGAGGAGUUGCUGGAACUGUUACCGCUAAUAAAUGAAGUUAAUGCCAUAGCUGAUGAACUAAACAAACAAAGAAUAUUUGAAGUAAUCUUACUGCCACCAACCGCACAGGCUUUGAAAUUUGGUGAACCGAAACGUACUAAAGUCAUGGUUCGCAUGAAGUGCACGAAGACAGGUCACAUGUGGUUAUGGGAAAGCGGAAAGUUUAUGACACGAAGGUUUUUAAUGCAGGACAUGUAUCAGAAGUAUUUGAACAAAGAGUUAGAGGAUUAUUCUGAGGACUCUGAUCCUUUCUGGGAGCCACUAGAAGAUUUAUUUAUUGGUAUAUCCCCAGCAUUUCUUAGAGCAUUAUCUUAUCGUCUUGAUGUUGAUGAAGAAUUGAAGAUUAUGGAUUUUGUUGGUGAUGAGAUAGGAACUAUCAGUGUGAAAUUAAUUCCGUGUACAUCGCCUAUGUCAAUAUCUGCAAAACCCUCAAGCACAGUGAAUACUUAUGAUCUUGAUGAAGUCAAGUUUAUAGAAGAUCCCAGAGAACUAAUCGGUAAACCAUAUCACUUUAAGAUAGUACUACACUCACUGAAUUUGUACAACUCAGAUCAAAGUCAACAAAAGUUCACAGUAUAUUAUCGUGUGUUUAAGGAAGCACAACUUACAAAAGCCUCUAUUGAAUCGAAUAAGAUGUAUACACGUCUAUGUUCAAUGGAUGUAAUUACGCAAGAACACUUGGAUUAUUUAACACAGAUUUUAUAUGCUUCAUGGUCUAUGGUUCACAACUUCUGA